This is a messenger RNA of Solanum verrucosum, 2076 nucleotides long. Its product is annotated as transmembrane 9 superfamily member 5. Lineage: Eukaryota; Viridiplantae; Streptophyta; Magnoliopsida; Solanales; Solanaceae. The transcript is spliced from 7 exons. Bases 87 to 1856 code for a protein of 589 amino acids. Gene Ontology annotation, cellular component: membrane. The record is from RefSeq and is a predicted model, not a curated record. Gene Ontology annotation, biological process: protein localization to membrane.
UUGAGUUGACUAUUUAAAUAGGAAAUCAAUUUCCUUUCUUGUUUAUUCCAUUGAAGAAGUUGUCUUCCUUCAUCUGGAUCCGGUAAAUGGGUCGUAUGAUUUCUCAGUUGGUCCUACCAUUUCACUUGCUGCUAAUGCUGGGUGUCUCUCUGGCUUCACUAAAUGACCAUCGCUACAACAUUGGAGAUGAAGUCCCUCUUUUUGUCAACAAAGUUGGUCCUUUGAAUAAUCCCAGUGAAACAUACCAAUAUUAUGACCUGCCAUUCUGCCAGCCAGGUGAGCUGCUUCCGGAAAAGGAAUCCCUUGGGGAAGUUCUGAAUGGUGACCGUUUAACCAAUACCUUGUAUCAGUUGAAAUUUGGAGCGGAGAAAGAUGGGGUUGUCCUGUGCCACAAGAAGCUUGAUCAAAAUGAUGUCUCAAAGUUCAGGGCUGCUAUUAUUAAAGAUUACUACUACCAGAUGUACUUUGAUGAUCUCCCUUUCUGGGGAUUUGUUGGGAAAAUUGAAGAUGAACUCUGGACCCUGGAUGGAAAGGGCCCCAAGUAUUUUCUCUUUAAGCAUGUCCAAUUUGAUGUUCUUUACAAUGGAAACCAAGUCAUAGAAAUACAUGCUCUCAGUGAUCCAAGCAAUGUUGUGGAUAUAACAGAGGAUAUAGACCUAAAUAUUACCUUCACAUAUAAUGUACGCUGGAAUGAAACAUCAAUUCCAUUCAAGAAUAGAAUGGCAAGAUACUCUAGGGCUUCGGCAAAACCAGUGAACCAUCAAAUUCAUUGGUUCUCGAUAAUUAAUUCAAUUGUUAUUUCUGUUCUGCUGAUGACCUUUUUUGCUGUGAGUAUGAUGCAGCGCCUUAAGAAUGAUCUGAGAAAAUGGUCUAGCGGUGAUGAAGAGGAAGACAAAGAAGUGGGUUGGAAGUACCUUCACGGUGACGUUUUUAGAUGUCCACCAAACAUGCCUCUGCUCUGUGCAGUUAUUGGUGCUGGUACCCAGCUUUUGACCUUGUUCUGCUGCUUAUUUAUAUUGGCGUUUCUUGGUGUCUUAUAUCCAUAUAAUCGUGGAACUCUCUUGACAUCCUUGGUCAUAAUUUAUACCCUUACAUCUGCAGUUGCAGGAUACAGCUCUGCCUCCUUCUACUGUCAAUUUAUUGAAACUGGAUGGGAAAGGAGCGUUACUUUCUCCACGGUGCUCUUUCUUGGACCAUUCCUCUUAAUGCAGUUUUUCCUUAAUUCAGUCACGGUAUCAUUUGGGGCUACUUUAGCUAUUCCAUUUGGCACCAUACUUGUCAUUAUUCUUGUUUAUACCCUCGUCGCUAUUCCACUGCUUGCUCUUGGCGGGAUAAUUGGCAAUCGGCGUAGGUCUGAGUUUCAAGCACCAUCUGCCACAAAGAAGUGCGCAAGAGAGAUUCCAUCUCUAGCUUGGUACAGGAAGACACCUGGUCAAAUGUUUUUGGCUGGUCUUCUACCUUUCAGUGCCAUUGUUGUUGAGUUACACCAGUUGUAUUCUACCCUUUGGGGCUACAAGAUUUCGACUCUUCCUGGUAUUCUGUUCUUUAUGUUUAUAAUCCUCAUGCUGCUCACUGUGACCCUAAGCAUCGGUUUGACAUAUAUUCAGCUGACAGUGGAAGACCAUGAAUGGUGGUGGCGGUCUAUUUUCCGUGGGGGCUCAACUGCUGUAUUUAUGUUUGCCUACUCCAUAUACUUCUAUUGCAAAUCAAACAUGAGUGGGGUCUUCCAGACUACCAUCUUCUUUGUAUACAACACUUGCAUAUGCUAUGCAUUUUUCCUUAUGCUUGGAACAAUCAGUCUCCGCUCUUCCUUGAUGUUUACCCGUCACAUCUACCAUGCUGUAAAAAGUGAAUGAGAGUCCUCCUUGAUUGCUACUAUUUGAAGCACUCUUCAGUGAUCUGUGAAGUUGAACUAAAAGGGUUUCCAUUUUCGUGCUUGAUAUCAUUUCACAACCUCUUCAGUGAUAUGAGAAAGCUAAACAAAAUGAGAAAAUGUCUCUUGUUUUUGGACAACUGAGCAUUGACAGCAAAACUAGCAGAAGUUGAUGUCAAAUUUGGAAACUACUUGGCAUCCCU